AUGACUCUCACAAAAGCCCUCUUCUUUCUAAUCGCUCUAUGCUUCACCUCUACACAAGCAGCACGGUUUGACAUCAUAAACCGAUGCCGGUACACCGUAUGGGCCGCGGCUGUGCCUGGUGGUGGGAGAAGGCUCGACUCGGGCCAGUCCUGGGCCCUGGACGUGGCAGCAGGAACGAAAGGGGCCCGCAUUUGGGCCCGAACGGGGUGCAACUUCGACGGUUCGGGCCGCGGUAAAUGCCAAACGGGUGACUGCGGCGGCGUCCGAGAGUGCACUGCGUACGGUGCACCUCCCAACACCUUAGCGGAAUACGCACUGAACCAAUUUAACAACUUGGACUUCUUCGAUAUCUCUCUUGUUGACGGUUUCAACGUUCCCAUGGACUUUAGCCCCACGUCGAACGGGUGCACCCGUGGCAUAAGAUGCACUGCUGACAUUAACGGACAGUGCCCUAGUCAGCUUAAGACUCAAGGUGGUUGCAACAACCCAUGUACUGUGUUCAAAACUAACCAGUAUUGUUGUAAUUCUGGUAGCUGUGGCCCCACUACUUAUUCCAAAUUCUUCAAAGAUAGGUGCCCCGAUGCUUAUAGUUACCCCAAGGAUGAUCAAACCAGCACGUUUACUUGCAAGGGUGGAACUAACUAUAGGGUUGUCUUUUGCCCUUGA
Abrus precatorius (Indian licorice) is the source of this 666-nucleotide messenger RNA. RefSeq names its product protein P21-like. The record is from RefSeq and is a predicted model, not a curated record. Gene Ontology annotation, cellular component: extracellular region. Lineage: Eukaryota; Viridiplantae; Streptophyta; Magnoliopsida; Fabales; Fabaceae. The transcript has a single exon. The coding region runs from base 1 to 666 and encodes 221 amino acids. Gene Ontology annotation, biological process: defense response.